Messenger RNA from Trematosphaeria pertusa, 1250 nucleotides. RefSeq lists its product as uncharacterized. The transcript has 2 exons. NCBI's taxonomy places the organism in Eukaryota, Fungi, Ascomycota, Dothideomycetes, Pleosporales, Trematosphaeriaceae. The record is from RefSeq and is a predicted model, not a curated record. The coding region runs from base 372 to 1052 and encodes 226 amino acids. Gene Ontology annotation, cellular component: ESCRT III complex; multivesicular body. Gene Ontology annotation, biological process: protein transport; late endosome to vacuole transport; endosome transport via multivesicular body sorting pathway.
CAAUGUCGAGUGGUGAAUGCGACCCGUAGACAAGAUUGGGAGUGGCUGGUGGGUUGCGGCUGCCCCGCGAAACGUCACCGCAAGGGUGGCCCGAGCACCGCGACGUUGAACCUCUGCGCUUCCAAGGCACCAGAACUUCACUCUCCACGCGCCCUUUCAACAGCCUCAGGCCCCCAACACCCUAAAACAGCUAUCCAGAACCAUACCAAGAGAGACCAUCAAUCGCCGUUACUCAGAGUUUCCAACGUUCGAAUUCACUAGCGCGACGAAGCGUCCACUCCCUACCCGACAGCGCCGACGCGCUCUUAGAUAUACCAAGCAGACACCUGCAUGCUGUAGAGGAUUAGGACAGCCGGCCCGAAGGAUCCACCAUGGAGACCAUCCGGGGUCUCAUUUGGAAACCGACGCCGGAGGAGCAGAAGCGGAAGUGCUCUGCCCUCGUGCGUCAAAACGUCCGUAAGCUGGACCGCGACAUCCAGCAGCUCAAGCAGACCGAACAGAAGACGAAGAACUUCAUCCUACAAUCCUCAAAGCGCGCCCAGCGAAACCCCUCCAUGGCCAAGCAAGCCAACCAAGACGUGCGGAUCUUCGCGCGAGAGUUGAUUAGAGUCCGGAAACAGAGCGCGCGGUUACAGACGAGCAAGGCUCAGUUACAAUCUGUACAAAUGCAGGUCAACGAAGCCUUCUCGGUGCGAAAGAUUGAGGGUAGCAUACGCGCUUCGACCGGCAUCAUGAAGGAUGUAAACUCCCUUGUGCGGUUACCGGAGCUGACUGGAACAAUGCGCGAGCUCUCAUCUGAACUGAUGAAGGCGGGAAUUAUAGAGGAGAUGGUAGAGGAUACCCUGCCCGACAACGAGUUGUUGGAAGGCGAGGAGGAUGAGGCUGAGGAGGAGGUCGAGAAGGUCCUGUCGGAGAUAUUGAAGGACAGGCUACCAGCGGGCAAGGCCAAAGAGGAGGCUCUGCCAGCUGCACCUGUCGAGGAAGAAGAGGAAGAGAACCAGGAAGAGCUGCUGGCUCAGAUGAGAGGUCGGUUAGAGGCUCUGAAGAGUUAAUGGCUGCACUAAAGAUAUUUUGUGACAUCGCGGGCAGGGCAUGGUAAGACGGAGUUGCGGAGUCCUUGUGGUAUCGUCUAUGACAGACUUGCGGCCGGAUCUAAUAGAAUUUUCAUAUAAUGCUAAGCCAGUGAAGGCAUAUGUGGUAUCUAUGCAUGUCCAUAUCUGCUCAUUGCUAAUGGCGAUUUUCUCUCCUGU